AUGUUUCCUUUGAGAAUUCUGCGAAAGGCAUGGAACGAUAAUUUUAUUUUUGAAAGAAAAUAUUUCACAGAGAUAUUAUUUAGAGGGGAAAAGAAUAAAAAAGUAAAAAUAUGUAGUAGGAGUAGUCCAUUUUAUUCCUAUAGUAGAAAUAUAAAUACUUCUAGAAAAUGUCUGAACCAAGAUCCGUAUACAGUAUUGGGUUUAUCAAAAAAUGCUACAACGAGUGAAAUUAAGAAACAGUUUCGUUUACUAGCCAAGAAAUAUCAUCCAGAUAUAAACCCGUCUCCUGAUGCAAAACAAAAAAUGGCUAGUAUAACAGCAGCAUAUGAAUUAUUAUCCGAUCCUAAAAAAAAAGAAUUUUAUGAUAAAACAGGAAUGACUGAUGAUAUGAAUUAUGAAAAUCAAUCUUCAUCAAAUUUUGAAGGUUCAUUUUCAGGGUUUGGUGAUGCAUCUUUUAUGUUUACAGAUUUUGCAGAAAUGUUUACAAACAUGGCUGGAACGAAAAGUAGUUCAACUAGAGGUGAAGAUAUUCAAACAGAAAUUACUUUAAAAUUUAUGGAAGCUAUUAAAGGAUGUGAAAAGAAUAUCAGAUUAAAUGUUAAAGUGUCUUGUAAUAAUUGUAAUGGGACAGGUAAAAAACCCGGUACCAAUUUAACCAUAUGUAAAGUUUGUAACGGUUCAGGUAUUCAACGAAUGGAAAGAGGUCCUAUAAUUAUUGGAGUACCAUGUCGAAAUUGUUCAGGGAAUGGACAAAUUAUUAAUAACCCAUGUAAACAUUGUUCAGGUAGUGGAGUAAAAUUUCAAACAAAAAACAUUACUCUAGAUAUCCCUCCAGGAAUUAAAAAAGGUAUGCAGAUGAGAAUUCCAAAUCAAGGCCAUUCAGGAUAUAGAGGUGGAAAAAAUGGUCAUCUAUUUGUUACUAUAAACAUUGAACCACAUAAAGUUUUUAAAUGGGUUGAUGAUAAUAUUUAUGUAGAUGUACCAUUAACUAUUAAACAAUGUCUUCUAGGUGGUGUCGUUAAUAUUCCUACCCUUAAUGGUGAUAUGGAUUUACUUAUUCGACCAAAAACUUAUCCUAAUUCUGAAAAAGUUUUAAAAGGUAAGGGACCAUGUAAAGUAGAUUCACAUACAAAUGGUGAUCUUAUCAUAAAAUUUAGUUUAAAAAUACCUGAUAAAUUAACACAUAGACAAGUGGAAUUGAUUGAGGAAUUUAACAGAAUUGAAAUGGGGCUAUCAAACACGCAAAACACCAAUAGACCAAUGGACGAUUGUGAUAAUGCCAGUGCUCGUGCUACUCCAAAGGGGGAUACCAGUACCAGUGGCAGUACCAGUGGCAGUACCAGUGGAAUCAAUAACAAAAAUAGGAAUAAUAAUAGUAGCGGCAAUAGUACCGAUAACAGGAGCAUCAAUAACAGUGGCAACUGCAAGGUCAACGCAAAUGAAAGAGGGGAGAAGAACAUUCCCAAACCUCCACCAUUAUCGCAGAAAAAAAAAUACAUAAAUAAAUUAGAAGGAACGAAUUCGUCUAACGUACCCAUUCCCCCUCCACCUCCUACAUCCUCGUCCAGUGCAUCGAAAGAAAAAUAUGCAAGUGGACGAAGUGCGAAUAAACAAAGAGCGAAGGAACAAAAUGCGAAUGGACAUAGUGCGAAUGAACAAAACGCGAAUGGACAUAGUGCGAAUGGACAUAGUGCGAAUGGACAUAGUGCGAAUGAACAAAACGCGAAUGAACGGAGUGCGAAUGAACAAAAUACGAAUGAACAAAAUGCAAAUGAACAAAAUAAUGCCGCGAAUGAAGAUAGCAAAUUGAAUAGUAACAUGAACAACAGUUAUAGCUAUGAUGAUAAUUAUUACUCUAGUAAGGUAAAGAAUACUAAUCACAUGAAAAGUGUUGAACAUGCGAAUAGUGUUAAUAAUUCUAACAUAAACCAAGUAGAUAAUACAGCUUAUAUAUUUGACAAGUCCACAAAGGAAUCUCUAAACUUUAGUAAUCAACACACUGUUAACAUAAAUAACGGUAGCAGUGGAACUACCAUCAGCAGUAGUAAUAGUAUAGGAAAUGGAAAAAAUAAUAACAAAUCAGACGAUUCAUAUAAAGAGGAAAGAGACAAAAAGAGAAGCUCCACUACUUCAACUUUUUCAUAUGCUAAAAAGUGGAUUACUGAAAAAUUAAAGCCAAACAAUUGA
Plasmodium malariae is the source of this 2187-nucleotide messenger RNA. Its product is annotated as heat shock protein 40, putative. Gene Ontology annotation, molecular function: ATP binding; heat shock protein binding. The record is from RefSeq and is a predicted model, not a curated record. Bases 1 to 2187 code for a protein of 728 amino acids. Gene Ontology annotation, biological process: response to heat; protein refolding. Lineage: Eukaryota; Apicomplexa; Aconoidasida; Haemosporida; Plasmodiidae. Gene Ontology annotation, cellular component: cytoplasm. The transcript has a single exon.